AAUCACGCUACCCCGACCCCUCUCAUAUCUCUGCAUGAUUGUGUCUCGUUACACUUUACUGUAAUAUUGCAAGUUAAUUUACAACUACGUAGUACGUAUUUAAUUACAUCUACAUAAUCACAACUCUUUAAUCCGUAUAUUAGCAAUUAUAAUGACGAUCAACAACAUGCCCACCGAUUGGACGGAACCGAUCGUCCGAGUCCAGUCACUCGCCGCCGCCGGCCUCUCCGCCAUCCCGGAAAGAUACAUCAAGCCCCCGGCCGACCGCCCUUCCCUCGGCGGCGAUGACGGGGAUCUUGAUAUUCCGGUGAUCGAUCUCGGACCUUUGUUCCAGCACGGCGACGGCGACGACGUUGCCCUUGCGAAGGCUAAGGUUAUGUCCCAAGUCUCGGCGGCAUGCCGGGAAUGGGGUUUCUUUCAGGCGGUGAACCACGGCGUUAAGCCGGAGCUGAUGGAGGGUGCUCGGGAAGUGUGGCGUGAGUUCUUCCACCAGCCGGUGGAAGUUAAGGAAGUGUAUGCCAACUCGCCGGCCACCUAUGAGGGCUACGGCAGCCGUCUAGGGGUGGAGAAGGGGGCGGUUCUUGAUUGGAACGACUACUUUUUUCUUCACUAUCUUCCAUCUUCCAUCAAGGAUCAUAACAAAUGGCCUCAAAUCCCCACUCAUCUGAGGGAUACGGUAGAGGAAUACUCGGAAGAAGUUGUGAAGUUUUGUGGAAGAUUAAUGAGUAUUUUGUCAACAAACUUGGGAUUAGAUGAGGGAUUUUUACAGAAUGCUUUUGGAGGUGCUGAUGAUAUUGGUGCUUGCAUGAGGAUUAACUUCUACCCAAAAUGCCCUCAACCAGACCUAACCCUCGGCCUCUCUUCUCAUUCCGAUCCCGGCGGUCUCACCGUACUCUUGCCAGACACCGACGUUCUCGGCCUCCAGGUCCGGAAAAAUAGCGACUGGGUGACCGUCAAACCAGUCAACCAAGCCCUCAUUGUUAAUAUUGGUGAUCAAAUUCAGGUGUUAACCAAUGCGAUAUACAAAAGCGUUGAACAUAGAGCGAUUGUGAACUCAAACAAAGAGCGUGUGUCACUCGCAUAUUUCUAUAGUCCCCGCGGUGAUUUGGUGAUACAACCGGCGAAAGAGUUUGUGUCGCCAGAAAAUCCAGCAUUAUAUUCACC
This is a messenger RNA of Cuscuta epithymum, 1164 nucleotides long. NCBI's taxonomy places the organism in Eukaryota, Viridiplantae, Streptophyta, Magnoliopsida, Solanales, Convolvulaceae. The record is from the annotation of a GenBank genome assembly.